Magnusiomyces paraingens is the source of this 3057-nucleotide messenger RNA. RefSeq lists its product as uncharacterized. Gene Ontology annotation, biological process: protein import into nucleus. Gene Ontology annotation, molecular function: small GTPase binding. The transcript has 2 exons. Gene Ontology annotation, cellular component: nuclear envelope; cytosol. The coding region runs from base 1 to 3057 and encodes 1018 amino acids. The record is from RefSeq and is a predicted model, not a curated record. Lineage: Eukaryota; Fungi; Ascomycota; Dipodascomycetes; Dipodascales; Dipodascaceae.
AUGGAUACAAACGCUUUGCAUACUUGUCUUGAGGCAACCCUUCAAGCAGAUGCCAAUAUUAGAAUGCAAGCUGAGCUUGACCUUAAGGCAGCUGAAAAGACACCUGGCUUCAUUAAUGCUUGUUUGGAUAUUGUCAUUGAACCAAGAGUUUCAGAUCCAGUGAAGUCAGCAGCUGCUGUUUACUUGAAAAACAAAAUCACCAAAGGAUGGACUCCGAUAAAUCCAAAAGAUGCUUUUAUUGAUGAAGAUGAAAAGCCUGUUUUUAGAGAUCGUAUUGUUCCCGCAUUAAUCAAAAGUGUUCCUCCUUCUCGUCAGGUUCUUGUUAAAGUUUUAAAUAUUAUAGUGGCUAGAGAUUUCCCCAAAAAAUGGCCUAAUCUUGUCAAUGUAACUUUAAAUCUUUUUCAGUCCAAUGAUGUUGAAACCAUUAGAGUGGGUCUCAUUUGUCUAUUAGAGAUUUGCAAGUAUUAUAGAUGGACUCGUGACGAGCAACAGGAAUUCGAUGCUGUAAUUGAAGCAACUUUUGAUGGUGUCUUAGGCAUUGGUAAUUCCUUGGUCAAUGAAAACAGUGCUGCAGCAGGAGAUAUGCUUCGUCAUGUCCUUAAAAUUUACAAGUGCGCCAUUCAGCAAGUUUUACCUGAGAGAUUACAAAAACCCGAAAACCUCGCAAACUGGGGUAAUCUUAUGCUUUCUGUUAUUAGAAAACCACUCCCUGAAGAAGUUAUGAAGCUUAGCGAGGAAGAUCGUGAGUUAAACUCUUGGGUCAAGUGCAAAAAAUGGGCAUUUGCCAAUUUGUACCGUCUGUUUUACAAAUAUGCAGCUCCUAGAAAGGUUGGUAGUCAACCCGGAAAGUACGCUGACUUUUCUAAUAUUUUCAUUUCCAAUUAUGUUCCCGAAAUUAUUAAGGCUUAUUUUGAGCAAAUUGAACUUUGGAUCAAAAAGGAUAUCUGGCUUGGAAAUGCUUCGAUUUAUAACAUUCUUGCAUUUUUGGAAGAAUGCAUUAGCUACAAGGAAACUUGGGUUCUGUUGAAGCCUCAUACUGAAAUCAUUGUCUCUCAUGUGGUUUUCCCACUUCUUUGCACCACCGACAAUGACAUUGAUAUUUUUGAGAAUGAUCCUAACGAAUACAUUCACAAGAACAUUGAUGUUUAUGAAGAGAGCCACACUCCUGAUAUUGCUGCCACUAAUUUCUUAGUGACAUUAAUUCGCAAGAGAUCACGUCAUACACUUAAUCCUCUUCUUACUUUUGUUCAGGGUGUUGUUACUGCUCAUCAGUCGAAUCCCGCUGAUCUUGAGUUAGCUCGUCAACAAGAGGCAGCUUUACGCAUUAUGGGCUCUAUUGCUCAUUUUGUUCUUUCUAAGAAGAGCCCUAUCGCAGAUAAAAUGGAAUCAUUCAUUGCUCAGUAUGUUUUCCCUGAUUUUAACAGUCCUCAUGGGUUUUUAAGAGCACGUGCAUGCGAAUUUUUAAAUCAUUACGCCGAUGUUAAGUUUGAAAGCGUCGAUAAUGUUUCAAUUGCAUACCAGUCAGUUUUGAGUUGUAUGGAAGAUAAAUAUCUCCCAGUCCAAGUUGAAGCUGCUCUCGCUCUUCAGCCAAUGGUCACAAUUGAAGGUGUACAUGCCUCUUUAUCCUCUAGAAUUCCUGAAGUCAUGACUCGUCUUUUGGAUCUUACUAGCAGGGUUGACAUUGACGCCAUUUCUGGUGUUAUUGGAGAGUUUGUUGAAGUCUUUUCUGAACAGCUUACUCCAUUUGCCGUUGAUCUUGCUACCCGAAUGCGUGAUCAACUUUUAAGACUUUUGGGCGAAUUGGUUGAACAGCAAAAUAUGGACUUUGAAAAUAUUGACUAUGAUGACGCAGCCAAUGAAGACAAGACCAUGACUGCAUUAGGUCUACUAAACACCAUGUCUACUCUUCUUCUGGCUUUGGAUAAUGCUCGUAACGUUGUUAUUGAGCUUGAAAAUAUUUUGAAGCCUGUCAUUGAAGUCAUUUUCUCUCAAAAACUUUCCGAAUUUUAUGCUGAUGUUUUUGGUUUGAUUGAAAAUUGCACAUAUUGUUUGAAAUCAAUUUCCCCUACAAUGUGGGAGCUUUUUGUUCAGAUGCAUAGCGUUUUUAAAGAUGAUGCUAUUGAUUACUUGAGCGAGAUAUUCCCUAGCAUUGACAACUAUUUACAGUAUGGAUCUGAAGAGAUUGGGAACAAUGACCGCCUUAAGGAUAUUCUUUUCGAUAUCUUUAGUACUGUUAUGUCUGAGAACGACAGAUUGGGUGUUGAAGAUCGCAUUAUUGCUUCAUCUAUCGCUCAAAAGAUGCUUUUAAGCUUGUACGGCCAUAUUGAUGCGUUUGUGCCUCAAAUUCUGGAAAGCAUUACUUAUCACCUCACAAACAAUGUUGAAAAGCUUAAAAACCGUCGAUACCUUGUCAGUCUUUUGGAGGUAAUCCUUGCUUCCAUUUGCUAUAACCCUCAAGAUACUCUUAAAUUUUUAGAAUCUAAGAACCUGACACAAGACUUCUUUACCCAAUGGUUUGAGAAGAUGGAAUCAUUUUCACGUGUUUACGAUCUUAAGCUUGUUAUCUUAGCUAUGCUCGGUCUUUUCCGUGUUCCUGAUAGCGAACUUCCUGAGUCUAUCCGCAAUAACCUUGGUCAAAUUUCAAAGGGUUUGGUUAGUGUUCUUAAGAAGUUCCCCGAGGCUGUUAAGAAUAAGGAAGACAUGGAAAAGGACUUUAAUGCCAACGGCAAUUUUGAUGGGGAAGACUUUUACGAACAAUGGGACGAAGGCGAAGAUGAAGAUGAAGUGGAUGAUGAUGGUGAUAGACAGGCCACUACUGACUAUCUUGAAUUUUUAGAAUCUCAAGUUCCUGGCACAGGUAUUGGAUUUAUUGAAGGAGAUGAGUUGGAAGAAGAACCUUUGACGGAAACUGUUCUUGAUAAGAUGGAGCCUAAUGUUGUUGUUCGUGACGCAUUCAUUACUAUUAAAACCAACGAUCCUGCUCGUUACAAUGUUUUAACUGGUGGUUACACUCCUGAAGAAGCCCAAAUCUUUGAGCAGUGUGUUUCUUCUGCAUAA